This is a messenger RNA of Pelobates cultripes (western spadefoot toad), 15236 nucleotides long. The record is from the annotation of a GenBank genome assembly. Lineage: Eukaryota; Metazoa; Chordata; Amphibia; Anura; Pelobatidae.
AAGGAUACAGUAAUGAAUGGAAAAAACAUGCGUCUUGAUGGAGAAAAAACUUCCCCAAAACAGGAGAACCUCCAACUGAAGCGUGGGAUUGGAUUGUUUAGUGGCGUAUCCCUGAUUGCUGGCACAAUGAUAGGUUCUGGGAUCUUCAUGUCUCCUCAGUGGGUCCUCUACUACGUGGGAAGUCCAGGAGCCAGUCUGCUGAUAUGGGCGGCUUGUGGUCUGCUUGCCAUGCUGGGGGCAUUGACCUACGCUGAACUCGGAACUGUGAUUAAGGAGUCAGGAGGAGAUUACAUAUAUAUUUUAAGAAAUAUUGGCUCACUGCCUGCUUUUCUCUUAGCGUUCACUUCUAUCAUGGUGACUAGACCUGCUAGCAUUGCAGCGAUAUCUCUGAGUUUUGCAGAAUAUGUGGUGGCAUCAUUCUAUCAAGAUUGCCCAAUGCCCCAAGUGGUGGUAAAGUGUACUGCAGCUGUGUGCAUCCUAGUCUUAACCAUCAUUAAUUGUCUUAGUGUUAGGCUGGCAACCUCUUUUAUGAACAUUUUUACAACAGCCAAGAUCUUAGUAUUGUUGGUUAUAAUUGCGGGUGGAAUGGUUCUUUUGGCCAAAGGAAACACUCAGGUAUUGCAGAACUCCUUCGAAAAUACAGUCACUGGUUUCGGUCCUAUAGGAUUGGCUUUUUAUCAAGGACUCUGGUCGUAUGAUGGAUGGAACAACCUUAACAGUGUGACGGAGGAACUGAAGAAUCCCCAGGUCAGUGAGUACUGAAAAGACAUAAUAGUGGGAGUGAAGGAAGCAGAAAGGAAAUGAUUCAGUAAAGGUGCAUUUUUUUAUUCCCUCUUUGGGGCACAACAGUCAAAGAAUACAAUGGCAGCUUAGCAAGAAGCUAGGUGAUAUUAACAAUAAACACAAAAACACUAAUGAGAACCCAGUAGGGUUAGGAAUACAAAUGUGCCCUGGUGUUCUCCUAUCCUUUCUCCCUCUAAAGGUAUCAGGCUGGGUUUUGGGCAUCAAGUUCAAUGAUCUCAGCCAAUCCAAUGCUUUCCCGUAGGAGAGCAAUGGGAGGUUCGUGCGCAUGUGCAGCAAAACCAUCUGAUGGAAAUAUUGGAGUUCUACUCAACUUUACUCCUCUAAAGUAUGACAGUCGCUAUAGGUAGGUUUACCCAGCAAUGAAAACUUUGCUAUUCCUGCAGAAUGGCAAUAUUUUCAGCUGAAGGGUUAAAGCUGGUGGCACAUGGCACACUUCAUGGAGUGGUCUGGAAGUUUUCCUUGAAGGCCAAAAUAGCUGAGCUGGAAAAUUAUCUUAGUCCAUUUGUCAAGUUAAUUUACUUUGCAUUCUCACUUUAGUGAAUAGCCUCCCACAUUUAUUGGCAAGAUCUAAGUGUGACAAAUAUUGUAUUAUAGGUUAAUAAUAAAAAACAACCUUUAACUCCAUGUGAUGGCAUGACCUGUUAAAAUAAGGUACACCUCCAGUCAUCAGUAAAGCUGAAAAUGUAAACUGCAGAUAUAACCAUGACAGAUGUUUUUCUAACACACUUAUCAGUAGUCCUUAAAAUGCCUGGAAAUUAGAUUUUUUUUUCAAUCAAAAUUGAGGGUGCAGAUCACUUUAAGAGUGCCCAUAUGUCCUCUUUGCACUUCUUGAUGACUCAGAUCUUAAAGUGGUCUAUACCUGAUACUGAUUACAGAAUAUGGAGCUCCACCACGGGACCACCAUGGAUCCUGUUCACCCUUCACUGGACCACCAGUGAAUGUAAAUGGGGGAGGGAACAAACACCCACACAGCACUCGCCCACUCUUAGAUGUUUUUAUGUCUCAACUCGAAAUAUAGCCACCACACACACAACUAGCACACACAGACACACUCAGCCUCCCUCCAUACAGCUCUCAUCCUUCUCCACAUACAUAAAACUCAGCCACCACACACACUAGAAAAUAUGUAUAGAGGAUGCAGCUGUGGAUCUACAAAAAUCAAAAAAUAUAACAGUGUAAUACAAUUAACAAAGAAGUAUAUGCGCUCCCACUCUCUGCAUGACAGUAACUAGCCACACUCACAGGAUGAAGACUGAUAUGUAUCGCCUCCUUGAUGGCAGCCGUCACACCAGUAUAACAGACAGGACUCCAAAAAUUAUCCAAAUAAAAAUCUGCUUUUAUUUUUUACAUCAAGCAUAAAAGAGCUUGUAAAAUAAAAUGGAAAAAAAUAAUAAAAAAAAACAAGUAUGGCUAAAGGUCCUACGCGUUUCGCCCUACAUAUAGGAUUUCCUCAGGAACCAUAAACAUAAAACACUUAAAAAUAAUAAAGUAAAUAAACAGCAAAGGCAAUAAUGCUUUCAAACAGGAGAAGCCAGUAGAACACCCCCCCUCCCAACCCCACACCACCCUAUUAAGCUUACAAUCUAAAAUAUACCGUAUUAUCGAACACGUGAACAUGGUUGCAGCAGUUGGUGAAACACUAGAGAUUGCAACCUAUAAAUAAAUCUUUUAUAGCAUGACCCACAGCUAGUAACCCAGCGUUUAUUUAGUACUGUAACAAAGGAAGCAUCCAUAACUGAACAUCUCUGUUUGAAAAACAUACAGGUCUCUUGUUCUCCUCUGUUUCUUGAGCUGAAUAUGUUUGUACAUUGUAAAUGCUUGAAUCCAAACCCCUUUUUAUACAGCGUAUUCUUGGUUAUCUAUCGUUUAGUGACGGUGUUCGUGUUAAACUGUGCGUUAAGUCGAAUGACUUUUUAUUGAAAUGUAUUGCAGGUAAACCUACCUCGCGCAGUGAUGAUUGCCAUUCCUCUGGUGACCUUUAUCUACAUCCUGGUCAAUGUUAGCUACUUUGCAGCCUUAAAUCCCACAGAGCUUCUUUCAUCGGAUGCUGUUGCCGUCAGUUGGGGGUGAGUUAUUCUUCAAGUGGAUUUUAAAUUCAUUAUAAUGAACCACCAGGCUCUAGGACACUUUAAACAUACUCACUUUUUGGAGUGUAAAAACGUAUAUUGUUUUUGGCUUUCCUCCUCUCUUUACUUUAUUUAAAGCCCCCUGUAGUGGCUAGAUGCUAGGAGUACCUUGGCUCUGUUCCCGGUAAAGGGGCAAAUCGCUCCCCGUUGGGCUCCCACGAUUCUUUCAGCCCAGGUCACACACUUCUGACUUCUACAGAGCUGCAAUAGCCGAUCCAGUUGCCAUUCAUUGGCUGAGAGCAUCAGCUGACGGGGGCUGGCUAAUGAAUUAUAAUGAAAAUUCUACAUUUGAUACAUUAAUACAUGCUGCUGAGGAAAGUUGUAGAAGACAGAUUCUCUUGAUGACCUCAAUAAAAAUGUUUACUGAAUCAGGGAUCCUUCUUUAUGAUAAGGAUGGAGAGAGUGUGAGGAGGGGAGGAUAUCAUCUCAUGUAAAACAGUAUCAAAAAGGAACCAAAUCUCCUAUGUCUCCCAUAUAAAAGGGCGCUUCAACUCUCAUUUUUAACCUUUGCCCUUAACCCCUUAAGGACCAAACUUCUGGAAUAAAAGGGAAUCAUGACAUGUCACACAUGUCAUGUGUCCUUAAGGGGUUAAUGGGCCACUAAAGUCACCCAGAUCACUUCAUAUCAAUGGUAUGAACCAAUGCAGAGGACCUUUAGUUUUAACUCUGCAAUAUACAGCAUUGUUGUAUAGUAGAUGUGGUAAUGGUAUAUUGCAGGUUAAAUACGCGUCUAAUGGUACUCUUCCUUAGAAAGUUCACUGUGAGACUCGAAUCAAACAGUUAAUCUCACCUAGCCUGCGCUUUUUAUUCCCAAUAUUCUAUUUUGUUCUAUGAUGUUCUAUAAGAAGCAUCAGAGUGACAUCGCAGUAGGCCAAUCUAACAGCUGCAGGGACUCGAUAUCUGAGCUGGAAAAAAAGGUAUUACCCUUUUAUCCUGUUUUUUUUUUUAAUUAAGAUUUAGUGGGGGCCCUGAGUCUAAAUACACAGGAGAACAUUGUAGCAUUAGGAAUACAGGUUUGUAUUUCAAAUGCUACAAUGUUCCCUUAAGCAGGGAGUGGGGGGGAGGCUGAUUCUAUAUCAAGAUAGUUAGGGAUUUUAGGGGAUUACAAGCAGUCCAAAAUAAUAACAAAUGUUUUAAACUGUCUUAGAUUAGAAACAUAAUAUUAUUUUAAGUGUCCUUUAUUUUAUUGGUUAAAAUUUUUUUAUUAUUUAAAGUGUCCAUUUUAUUGGUUUAAAAAUUUGUAUUAUUUUAAGUGUGUUUUAUUCUAUUGGUUCUAUGUUACAAAUAAAAUUAUGUUGUUUCCCUAUUACUAUACAUAGCUUUUUAAAUACACUGCAAUAAGGGAAUAGAUGCAGAAUAAAGUGUUUAGAAUUAAGUAACAUUUCUUCACUGGAAUGUACACGUCUGUACAGCAUAUUUCCGCAUUUUCCCAAAAGAUUUCACAUAAUCCAUGAAUGUGGGUAAUGACAUUUUUGGAUUGUGGGAACUCCUGCUCUUCCCUUGUAUACAAUGUAAACAGUGACAAUUCAAAUGUUUCCCACUCAAGAUGUGAACAUUUUAAACAUCCAGCAUGUUCCACUGCUAUACUGAUUCAGAGGCAGACUUUAGAUAUUUUUGUGUGCAUUCCCCAUGGCAAGAAAAACAUGCCAACUUUCACAGUUCACUUUUUAAAAAUAUCUACAUUAGACAACCUGUACGAGCUCGCUAAAUUGGUUCCCACUGCUGCCAUCUUGUGCAAUCUUACUAUAUUGCACAUUGUGACUGAAUGAGAAAGACUUGCAGCCCAAGUGGCAAACAAGUGGCGUACAUCUUUAGUCAAUAUGCCAGCGAGUGCCAUUCACUGCUAAUCACAUCGGGAAAGACUUUAACCACAUAAAAUCAAAAAUGGCCAAUAAUUGUGUGUAUAAUCCAAUCUCAAGUUCGAGUUGAGCCUUACUUAUUAUAUAAUAAAAGCAAUAACUGUAAUUAUUUCACUAUUACACCCACUUCAUUUGCAUUCAUACUGUUACAAUUUAAUCCACUCACACUUAUAAAGAAUUAGGCCUCAGCUAUUGAUUCUACCAUUAAAUUCUAAUAGACCUGGGAGUAUCAUUGUUACCAUAAGGAUUGCUAGACUGGCAUUAGACAUCCAUCUUUUAUUUAUCCUUCCAGAGUUAAGGUUCUGGGUACGUGGACCUGGCUAAUCUCACUGGGUGUUGCUUUCUCUACCUGUGGUUCUGCAAAUGGGGUUUUUUUCAGUGGAGGGCGAGUGUGCUAUGUAGCAGCCAGAGAGGGGCAUCUGGUAAGCAAAACCUACAUUACUUUCUAGAAGCAUAUGUGUAACAGAACAGUAUUAUUAGUAACUAUUGUGUAUAGUGCAUUACAUGUGACAGCAUUGCAUGAUUACUGUAUUGCCUGGAUGGCUCCUUAAGGUCAUAGUUGAAAUCUAUAUCUGUAAAUCUUGUGACAAUAUCCUUAAAAAAAAACAGAUGGACAAAAUGAGUUCUAGGCAUUGCACAGAAAACACAAACUAUCCCCUAAAUUGUAGCAAAUUGAACUCGAAUUUAGGCUAGAAAAGCCAUGUGCAAGUUUAGUUGAGUUGGAGAAUUUUAAAUAUACAAAGACAAGUCCUGCGCGCCAACGUCCCCUACUCCUGGCGGCAGCAAUGACCAUAGUACACAUAAGCCCCAAUGCAUACAUACAAAAAUAAAUAAAUAAAAAAAGAAUCCCCAUGCUCAUUUAAAUAACUGGAGUUUUUUUUUUAAUAUCACUCCAAUGGCCAUUAGGUGGAAGAAGAUUCACCUUGCUUUCUUCAGCUUCAGGUAAAAAAAAACGAGACAGAGAGGGAUAUAUUUCCAAACCCCUACAUACUUAUUAACCCCUAAUAAGAAACACAUGGGGUGGUAGGCAGCCUGGUAACAUGGCUACGUGAUACAAAAAAAACAAUACAAACACACAACAUAAAGUCCUGCACUCAAACUCCCACUACUCCUGGUUGGCAGAGGUUUGCCUUGUCGUGGCAGGUGAGCUUCCACCUAAUGGCCAUUGGAGCUACCAGAUAACCUCCAUUUAUUUAGCCCCUUAAGGACCAAACUUCUGGAAUAAAAGGAAAUCAUGACAUGUCACACAUGUCAUGUGUCCUUAAGGGAUUAAAUAUGCAUAGGGAUUUGGGUAUUGAGCAGGUAACUCUUUUCUUUGCUUUUUAUUAUAUGUAUUGGGGCUGAUGUGUGCUAUGGUCAUUUACGCCUCCUAGGAGUAGUGCACACUAUAGAUAAAUAGAAAUCGCUCCAGAUGUAGGAAAAAACCUGCCCUGUUGCUAAAAUUGGGCUUAACCCAAAAUAAUCAAUUUAGUGAACCGAUACCUAAUGAGGGAAGGAUCCCAUCCUCCAAUUAAGGAUCAUUCUAAGGUAACGGCAAAAAAAAAAUUACUUUAUUAAAUAGAGAACCAAAACAUAUAUAUGAAAUAAACAAUGUGCAACCUGGUGUAAAGUGAAUGAAUUGGUCUGAACAUAGACUGAUUAAUUAUUUUAAAAGAAACAUGGAAAUCGAGGUUACAUGAAGAUACCUUAAUUUUACUUAAGCUUAAGAUAAUAUUUGAAUAGUGUGUAGUAUCUGCAUUUCGGAGUUAUAAUACUUUAUCAAGAGUUCUAAGGCGCAUUCUAACCCCAAAACGCACGUCGAGCUUUUAUGUCUAUUUGCUUUUACUUUUUCACUUUUUAGAAACAGGGACAUUUGGCACAUGAUGAUCACUUUUAUAUUUAGCAUCUAUUGACACAUUAGCACGUAGAUUGGACUGGGGGGCUGCCUCGAAGCAGCAGGCUGGGAGGAGAGGUUAGAUAGAUGGACGUGCUCUCCUUUAAAAUGAAAUGACUACUUUUUCCUACCUGCAUCUCCUUACCUUGUACUGAUUAUUAUCACUUUGUGUCUGUGCUAUUUGAGUCAAUCUUAUCUAUCUAAUUGGUCUAGCAGUGGAAUCUGACAGGGUUUGAGUGAGCAGCUUAAUAUAGUCCUUUUUUUUCCCAUAGGGGCAAUUUAACAUAUUGGGGUGAAAGGAGCCAUCAUUGUGGGUGUUUAUACUUUUGCUUUCUAAUAUAUGGUCACCUCUUUGGUGAAAGAGCUACCUAGGGAGGUGUGUUUCCUCUGAUGAAUGUACUACUUAAGAUGCUUACACAACAUCUUAAUAAUUAACCACAGGCAUACUUUCUCCUAACCUCCUAUAUGGCUACUGAUUGACUACUUACAGGAUAUAACACUUGUUCACUACAGUAAUCGAAUUUCAGUCCUAUAAUAACUCUAUGUGCAUCUUUCUAUCUGUCUAAUCCCUCUCUGUAACUCUCUUAUAGACAUUUUAAAUACAAUGCAGAAAUCCAUCAUUACAUUGUUGCAUCUUAGGGAAUUAGAUACACUCUAAUAGUUAUUGCAUUUCUAAAGCCAGAUGCUACAUACUAUUCAAAUAUUGUCUUAAGCUCAACUAAAAGUAAGGUAUCUUCAUGUAACCUUGAUUUCCAUGUUUUUUUUUUUAAUUUAUUAAUUCAGACCAAUUAAUUCACUUUACACGGGGUUGCACAUUGAUUGUUAUAUAUAUAUAUAUAUGUUUCUCUAUUUGAUAAAGUAAUUUUUUUGCUAUUACUUUAGAAUGAUCCUUAAUUUGAGUUUUUUUUCAUUGAGGCUAGGCUCCUUGUCUGUUAAGUGGGAUCCUUCCCUCAUCAGGUAGUGCACACUUUAUGUAAUAAUGAUGCCAAUUACUAGGCUGUAUAUAUUUUAUACCAAAUAGACAUAUUAUUUCAUUAUUUAUAUAGUUCCGUAGCGCUGUACAAUGGGUGGAUUAACAAAGAUGCGAUUGUAACCAGAUGGAUUGGACACACAGGAACAGAGGGGUUGAGGGCCAUGCUCAAUGAGCUUACAUGCUAGAGGGAGUGGGGUAUCAUGACACAAAGGGUAAAAGUAGGGGUCUCAAAGCAGGUUGCUAGAAAGGUAUUCAGUGAGGGCUUAGUAGGUUAUUUUUGACAGUUGCAGGAGAGGAGUCAGGGUGUGGGGAUGAAAAGCUGUUAACAUAUGGAUAUGCCAUAAUUUGCACCAGUGACUACUCAGAACAGCUAGUACCUAGUACGUAGUUAUCAUAGUAAUACUGCUGAGAACAUUGUUAGCACAGACUUGUGGGUGUAAUUUCUCCCCAAUUGAUUAUGACUACUUGGAUUUAUCAAUUGCCUGGGUUUCUCAUUCUCAGAAAAAUAACCGUUUUCUGAUUUAUUAGCCAGAUAUCCUAUCAAUGGUCCACGUGAACCGGCUCACACCUUCUCCUGCUCUGAUAUUCACAUCUUUCAUCUCACUUAUCAUGAUCAUACCAUCGGACUUCAGCAGUAUCAUCAACUUUUUCAGGUAUGUAUAUCAGUGAGCAAACUUAAUCAAACCAUGUUAGAACCAAACACACUUGUGUUCAAGAUAUUGUAUCUUUGAAAUCUAUGUGAUAAAGUCACUCUGUCAUGGUUAUUCACUGAAGUUUGAAUUGUCAAAAUUUCUAACUAAAGGGGGGUGGAGCCUGGCUGUGGAGCUGAUCAGACAUGUGCAGCACGAGCUCCCGGCUGAAAUACUAUUUUAAUCAAAAUAACCCUGACUUUCAUGCUACAUAAUCACUUAAAACCGCAUCACCCAAGUAGGGGCUGCAAAGGAGAGCAAAACGAGACCACUCUCGAAACGCUGAGUUGCAGGGAACACAGGCUGCAUUGAUGGGGCCUACCGCUGCGAUGACUAACCUGAUUAGUGGCCUAGAUGGAAGUAGGGGGCAUGGGUGAAGCGGCCGAUCACCUGGCCCAGGGCUCCCUGAAGGCUGAUAUAACCACAGCAGAGGACCAGCCACGAGCCUUCCUCCCCCGGCCCAUCCACGACGGUGGGGGAUAUCCCAGCACCCACCACUAACAAUCACGUCUCAAAGACUGCAUGCAUUGGGAGUCACUCACUCUAAAAUGGCGGAUGCCACGUGACAGUCGGCAAGUAUGGGGACAUGUGGAGAGCGGUUGAACGACACUCUGACUAAGCUGGAUGAAAUUCUUGCUGCCUUUUGGGCCAGAAUUUCAGAGAGGGCGCUGAACGCAGCUACAGCUAGACGAACAACUCCUGCACUCACACUCCCGGGCCCCAGGGGCGGACGCAGAAUGAUAGCCGCCAGAGGCUCCCCAAAGAGGCACAGAAAACGGGACCCAUGGCACAAGCAGAAACAUAGAGCCUGCCACAUGACAAGCACUUGCCCCCACAUCAAGCCGCAACAACCUCACAACAGACCAGAGGCACCCUGCCCACCAGGACAGCGCCGAUCAUCUGACAAAGCAGAGCCUCACCACCACAACUCGGAGACCUGGCACUUAGCCACACACAUGCCUCUGAUGUCUGUGGCGGAACCAGCCUCACCACUGGGCACUGGAGAAGACUGAUUGCCAGCCUCCUGCCCUGUGACUAUGGCCCCAUGUUGAAAGGCUUGAUUUUCCCCUGCAAAGACCUGAAAGCCGGGUAAUUUGGUACUUUCCCUAUGUGAGCAGUGUUACCCCAGAUAGCUAUGCCAUGGAGCCCAUUCGUAUAACGAAAGACUAUGUGAAAGGCUAUGGCUCCAUGGCAAUUGAACUGUAUGUAUGUGAUCUGAGCGCCAUUCAGUAAUAAUGUGCGCUCAGAUCUAAGCUAUCUGGGGAUAUGUUGAAUGUCCCUGUUUUAUGCAAUAGCUGCACAGUUAUAUAUUUUUAUGUAUUUUAUUGUAUUUUGCUACCAUGUGGCUAGUUGAGUUUUGCUUCUGUCCUUGGAGAUAAUUGGAUUACUUCCCAAUUUUCUCCAGGAUAGAAGACUCUGUGGAACUGGUUUUGGGCAGAAAAGCCAUGCUUCAUUUGGUCAUAAGGGACGUUGAUCUAACUUUUGACCCACUGGACCAAUUUGUAUGAUUUUGACGUAUAUUCGUAUUUGGAGUAUGCUGAUUCUGAAAAUGUAACACAUUUUAUGUGAAUGUGAUGCAUACUUUUUAAAGUUAUGAAUAUUGUGUAAAACUGUGUAUUUUCCUGCCUGUGAUAAUUAUAUUAACCCAUUGUGUAAGGUGAUUGUAUCACAGGCAGAGGGGAGGAUUUUGUGUGGGUGUGUCUGAGUGAAUUGUACGUGUUUAUUGGUUGUUCAUCAAAACCCUGUGGGCAUUACUAUGUUUGUAGAAUGUGAAUAAAAGAGGCCGUAUGAGCCAGUACAGUCAGUUCUACUUCACCCUCAAUUUGGAGUGUCGUCUCUUAUUGGGGGAACCUGCUCCAAGGGAUUGCUAUGCUCUGCAUACUCUCUUGCUAUAUUCACUGCUAAGCUCUUGUAAGAGCUUGUUCCAGUUUUUGCUCUCUGAAGGAGUCUACGGUGAUUAUGGUUUCUGCUGGAGUGCUGGAAACUCCCAGGAAGCGCUAUGAGCAUCCUUCAACUGAGGUACCCAGUCGGGGUGCCAGGUGAACCGUUACAAUGUCUCAGGAGACAGGGGCCCCCGGGGAUGGCAUUUGGCGACUGGAGGGGAUCGGGUGAGCACAGACUGGAGAUCGGAGUCUAUCAGGCAGAUCCCGCACAUCAUGCCUAAUAUCUUACGAACUGUCCUUUGAACGUUAGCUAAGCAUAAAGUAACAGCCGUUUAUAAAAUGUCAAUACCUUAACUCUUGCAGUUCACUGACGUAGUGCUUUACUCAUACCUCCUUUAACCGCUCAUGCAUUACUCCAUUUUAUCAGUCAGUCCUAACUAAUGGAACAACUUAAGCUUGUUAACGUUAAUGGUGCUGGUAUUCUUCUGUAGUUAGCAACAUGUAACCAACACUUUAAACAUAUAACCUGUCUUUAUUAACAACACAAUGCUACAUAAUUACAAGCCUCAGCGCAACUAGCCUUGUUAUAUACACGUUUAGCCUAGCAUGCUAAAAUAUGAAUCACUGCUAUUUCAUAUCCUGCUAUCCUCAUGUUAUAUAAAAAAAAUGUGCUGUCUUAAAUGCCACACUUAUGUAAAAUGUUAUGAAAAAUGCCUGCAGAUGCUAUCGUGGCUAUGCACAGCUGUUGUCACUUUUCGCACAAGAAAAAUAAAGAAUUAAAAAAAAAAAAAUAAUUCUAACUAAACUCAAAGAGAUUUUACAUUGUAAAACAUAUUUUCCAUACCAGCUGUUUUCAGUUGGGCUAUUUUGAACUAAAAUUUACUUUGAGAUCACUUUGAGAAUUCCUGAUAAUUCAUAAUUUACUGGAUUUUACUGGGAAUGGUGUCUGGAAGUAGGAAUAUUUUCUAUAUCUUGAAAGUUUAUGUAGUAUAUUUGUGUGAUUGUUGCUUAUAUAUAUUUACAAUUUAGUAGAUAUAUCCCAAGGGGAAAAAAAUAAAUAUAUAUAUAUCUAAUUAUGUAUUUUUGUGAUUGACACAUAUAUCUGAAAACAGCUUUCAAAAGCAGCAGCCUUUGCAAAUCCUCCCCUUCUAACUCCGCCCAGAUUUUCUGUGGCUGUCCAAUCACAGACUUCCCAAUGCAACUUAAUGAUACGCCUUUUCAAGGCAGUGGCCUUGGGCAAUUGUUGCCUCUUGAGUUUAGUUCCACUGAGAUAAGCAAACCAGAAAGUAACAGGACCAAUUGUCUAAUUGACAGCCAGGAGGGUGUAACAAGGUUCAUUUAUAAAUGUGUCACUUUUUCUAAAAUGAAAAAAAAAGAGGACACAUUAGCAAGCUAAAGUGCUUUAAGUGUGUGGUGUCCCUUUAAUUCCAUAUCUCUGUGGAAUGAAUCUAACAUUCACAAACAGUGAGCUAUUGUGCUAUCUGCCAAAGUCGAUCUGUAUUGUGAACAUAUGAAGAGUAAAUCUUUGGUUUCUGAUUCAGAUAACAGAGGCCUACAUUCUAUUAGACUAGAUAAACUAAUCUCGUGUAACAGGAUAGCAGAUUUCCUAUUGACCUCUAUAGCAAUGCAAUUACAAGAGAUAAGCAUGUCACUUCUCCUAGUGUCUAGUCCAGUCCUUGAUGGCUGUUGAGAGGGUGUAUCUGAUGAAGGUGAGUCUCUGAGUUCAUAAAUUAAAAACUCAAUUCAGUUCUACUUUUCACAGAUUAAAUUGUUAUAUUUGCAGUUUCACAGUCUGGCUAUACUACGGGGUAAACAUUGCAGGGUUCCUUUACGUAAAGAUUAAGAAGCCGGAUAUUCCAAGACCUUAUAAGGUAAAUAAAUCAGCAUUACAUUAAUCGUUAUACAAAUUAAAAGCAUAUUUCACGAUUCUCCUUAAAUUCUAAACCAGAUAUAGAAUCUGAAUGCAUUUUAUUGUGUGUCUCACCACAACAUAGCUCUGUCUUCUAAGAGAGGCUGCCUUUAUAAUGUGUCCUUUUCAUUACUGUUUAGUUAACUUGUUUUCCUGGCACUAUAGAGUCAUUAGUUUCCCCCCACCCUCAGGGCCCCCCUCCCGCUGGGAUGAAAGAGUUAAAACUCCUUCAGCCACUUACCUUUCUCCAGCGCCGGGCUCCCUUUGGUGCUGGGAACUCUCCUCCGUCUGCCGACGUCAGCUCCGAAUUCGCAUGCGCGGUCAAGUUCCUGUGCGCGCAUUCAAACCGCCCAUAGGAAAGCAUUACUCAAUGCUUUCCUAUGCACGUCCAACGUCUUCUCACUGUGAUUUUCACAGUGAGAAUCGCGGAAGCGCCUUAAGUGGCUGUCAGUGAGACAGCCACUAGAGGCUGGAUUAACCCUCAGUGAAACAUAACAGUUUCUCUGAAACUGCUAUGUUUUCAGCUGCAGGGUUAAAACUAGAGGGACCUGGCACCCAGACCACUUCAAUGAGCUGAAGUGGUCUGGGUGCCAAUAGUGGUCUUUUAACCCCUUAAGGACACAUGACAUGUCUGACAUGUCAUGAUUCAAUUUUUUCCAGAAGCGUGGUCCUUAAGGGGUUAAGAUAAAAAUCCACUAUCCCUCUUUUAGUAGAUAUGUAUUUACAUGGUGGAUUAUUAACUAUACACCAAAUUGUAGUAAAGUAAAAACUGAAUUGCAAAAUAUUGGCUAUUUGUAGCCAACCUGUAACUAUAGCUUAGAUAGUAAUAUAUUCCAAUUCAGACGGUUUUGCUUACAUUUUGCAGUUUGUGUUUAAAUUCACUUCAGUUUGGGAUUUAGGGAAUAAACUACAUAAAUGAACAGUUUUAUCUAAAGGAUUGCAUUUAGUCUUUCUUGUUUUGCUUUGUAAAUAUUCAAAGAAUAUUGGGAAGUGACAGUUUGCCUUUAAAGACAGAAGAGUGUCCAACCAGACAUCCUAUAACAUCAUACAUGCGAACAGUCAACUUGACAAAAGGUGGAUCCGUACACUCCACAGUGGGCAUAAUCCCAGAGGCCAGAAGCUUAUCUUGUGAUAAAGCAUAUUAGACGUUAUUAUAUUUCUAAAGAUUUUUAAACUAUUGUUUUGUUUUUUUCCAGGUUCCGAUCAUUAUACCCAUCAUUGUGCUGAUCGCCUCCGUGUACCUGGUUGUGGCUCCAAUCAUCUUCAGUCCGCAACUAGGAUAUCUUUACGUCAUUCUUUUUAUCCUAAGUGGUACUAUUCUCUAUAUUCCUGUGGUCCACUACAAAUGGUCUCCUAAAGUUUUCAGGUCACUUACCCUCCAUCUUCAGCUCCUGCUUGAAGUGGCCCCAGCAGAUAAAGAGCAAUGAGCUGCCUUUGGGGAGGUGGUAACACAUUAUAGUUUAAUAAAAUCAUUAGUUACUUUAUUUAAAAUCUGUCAACUUACACAAGUAACAGGUGUCAGAGUAACCCCAACCAUUACCAAAAUUUCCAUUCAUUUAAGGAACACUCCUGGCCCCAAAACAAGUUCCUCUCAAUAAGUCAGUAUGGUUCUUUGUUUGUUUGUUUUUUAAGAAUAUUUUUGUACAGAAAUAUCACUCGGGGAAAAGGAGAAGAUUGCACAGGGUUCUGCCUGGGAGCACAUAGAAGAAUAGACAAGGCACCUAUCAACACUUUUAAAUAACUGCCCGUGACAUACAUGCGCAGAGGAGAGCACAGCAGAAUCGUCAAGAGAUGCACUGAAUACAGAAGAAAAGUGAGAAGGGGGAGGGUAAAUGGUGGGAUAACAAUUUACAGCAAGGGCAGCCAUGAAGUACCUGUGAGCAGGGCCAUGCCCACAUCUUCCCAAGUAGCCUACUUCCUGGCAUGCUGUGCACCCCUGUACUCACAGCGACGCCAUCAGGGCUUCCUUUGAUCAGAUAUCCUCAACCAUUAACAUGGCGGGAAGGCAAUUAUGGGGAAUGGAGUUCCUGGGUGUCCUCUUACCUUCUGGGGGCUAAAACAUUUGCAAAAGGUUUAAUCCCAAAGUUGUCUUCAUUAAUAAUCUCAGCAUGCCUCCUCCUCCAUCCUCCGCACUGAUACAGAAGGCCUUUUACUUGGGCAUCAGUGAUGGGCUAAGAGCGUAAGCUGGCACACUCAUUCUAUUACUCAAAGACAAACUUUGUUCACAGACAACUUUGGGGUUAAACUAUUAGCAAAUAGUUUAACUCCAUAAGGUAAGAUGGCGUCCAGGAUCUCCAGACCCCAAAACAACUUUACGGAGAUGAAUGUCUCUCUACCUCCCAAGUACUCUGGUUUAGGCUUUCUGUAUACAUACCGCAUGCGCAUUCGGAGCUGAAAGGCGGAUCGGGGCGGAGGGAUCCCCAUACACACGGAUCGGGGCGGAGGGAUACACACUAGCUAACAGACACACACAUUUACAUACAUACAUACACACUCACUGACAGACAGACACACAUACACACUCACUUACAAAACAUACACUCAUUGACAAACACACACUCACUAACAGACACCAAACAGACUCACUAACAGACACACACAAACUAACACACUCAGUAACAGACACACAGUAACACACUCACUGACACACACACAAAAACUAAUAUUAACACACACACGUUUUUAAUUUUUUUUUUAGUUAAUCCCCCAGCCUCCCUACCUUUGGGAGUGCUGAGGGAAUUCCCUGGGGUCCAGUGGUGCUGCCCGGCGGCAGGUCCUGCCAUCGCACGAGGGAGCACUCUCCCCUGAGCACUCUCUGCCCAGCUCCCUCUCGCGCACCGCACUGUGCCGGAGCCCUGAGGUGGUGUACAUACCGGGCCCGGUCGCAGCCGCGACCCCUGCGGCCCCGGUAUGUAUGCCUCUGCUCACAAGUACUCUUGUUUAGGCCUUAUGUAUACAUGCCUCCAAAGUACACGUACUGGUUUAGGAAACAAAGUUCUUAUUUUUGGCCCAAAUUCUCCUGUCCUCCUUUCCUGUCUUACUGUCUCUCAUUUUUAGAAGUUCUAUGGUGUUGGCAUAUUUCAGUGAACUCAUAAUAAAAUGUCUUUAAAGUACAAUAAA